Messenger RNA from Teleopsis dalmanni, 1660 nucleotides. RefSeq names its product ruvB-like helicase 2 (gene rept). Gene Ontology annotation, cellular component: Ino80 complex; Swr1 complex; R2TP complex. The coding region runs from base 192 to 1622 and encodes 476 amino acids. The transcript is spliced from 2 exons. Gene Ontology annotation, molecular function: ATP binding; DNA helicase activity; ATP hydrolysis activity. Lineage: Eukaryota; Metazoa; Arthropoda; Insecta; Diptera; Diopsidae. Gene Ontology annotation, biological process: box C/D snoRNP assembly; regulation of transcription by RNA polymerase II; chromatin remodeling. The record is from RefSeq and is a predicted model, not a curated record.
UUAUUUACAAUAAUUUUUCUACUGUGGCAACACUUGUGACAGACACAUUGCUUGAAAAAUAGAAUUUAAGACUCACUAAGCGGGCGAAAAACGUUUCCAGGCAACUUGUUUAUUAAAAUAAACUUCAGUUUUGCGUGAAAAUAAAAUUUGUUGUUAAAUUUUAUUAAUUUAUUUGGAGUCACAACAAAAAUAUGACUGAUAACGAUAAAAUUGAAGUUCGCGACAUAACGCGAAUUGAGCGCAUCGGUGCUCACUCGCACAUACGCGGUCUUGGUUUGGAUGAUGUACUGGAGGCUCGUACUGUAUCUCAAGGCAUGGUAGGCCAAAAAGAUGCACGCCGUGCUGCUGGUGUUGUUGUUCAAAUGGUUCGGGAAGGCAAAAUAGCUGGCCGUUGUAUACUAUUGGCUGGAGAGCCCAGUACCGGCAAAACUGCCAUUGCUGUUGGCAUGGCACAGGCAUUAGGUACGGAAACUCCUUUUACCAGCAUGUCUGGGUCGGAAAUUUAUUCGCUUGAAAUGAACAAAACUGAAGCCCUAUCACAGGCAUUACGCAAAAGCAUUGGUGUGCGUAUUAAAGAAGAAACAGAAAUUAUUGAGGGCGAAGUGGUGGAGAUUCAAAUAGAUCGUCCUGCAACCGGCACGGGUCAAAAAGUUGGAAAGGUUACACUGAAAACUACAGAAAUGGAAACUAAUUAUGAAUUAGGCAACAAAAUAAUUGAAUGCUUCAUGAAGGAAAAAAUUCAAGCGGGCGAUGUUAUAACCAUUGAUAAAGCAUCGGGAAAAGUUAAUAAAUUGGGUCGCAGUUUUACACGUGCGCGAGAUUAUGAUGCAACUGGGGCACAGACCCGCUUCGUGCAAUGCCCUGAAGGUGAACUACAGAAGAGGAAAGAAGUUGUGCACACAGUAACAUUGCAUGAAGUCGAUGUGAUUAACAGUCGCACACAUGGAUUUUUAGCACUUUUCUCGGGAGAUACCGGAGAAAUCAAACAGGAAGUACGUGAUCAAAUUAACAAUAAAGUAUUAGAGUGGCGUGAAGAAGGCAAAGCUGAAAUUAAUCCUGGUGUAUUAUUUAUUGAUGAAGUACACAUGCUGGACAUUGAGUGUUUCUCAUAUCUAAAUCGAGCACUUGAAUCUGAUAUGGCGCCAGUUGUAAUAAUGGCCACAAAUCGCGGUAUUACUCGUAUACGCGGUACUAAUUACCGCAGUCCACACGGCAUUCCCAUCGACUUACUUGACCGUAUGAUUAUUAUACGUACUGUUCCAUAUUCUGACAAGGAAAUGAAGGAAAUUCUCAAGAUACGUUGCGAGGAGGAAGACUGUCUCAUGCACCCGGAUGCCUUGUCCAUUUUAACACGUAUUGCUACUGAUACUAGUUUGCGCUAUGCUAUACAAUUGAUUACAACUUCAAAUCUGGUUUGUCGUAGACGCAAAGCAACAGAAGUUACAACUGAGGACGUUAAGAAGGUCUACUCAUUGUUUUUGGAUGAAAACCGUUCCAGUCAGAUACUCAAAGAAUAUCAGGAUGAAUAUAUGUUUAAUGAAAUCGAAGACGACAAGAGUUCUGACGGAGUAAAGAUUGAAGAUGGGAGUGGGGACGGUAACAUUCAACCAAUGGAACACUAAGUUUUUAAAUAAAUAAUUCACAUAUAAAAUGACUUAAA